Molecule: messenger RNA, 585 nt
Organism: Centruroides sculpturatus (bark scorpion)
Lineage: Eukaryota; Metazoa; Arthropoda; Arachnida; Scorpiones; Buthidae
Exons: 1
Coding region: 1-585 (194 amino acids)
Source: RefSeq, a predicted model, not a curated record
AUGUCCGAAAAAGUGAUAUCCAACCACAUACAAGGACUAUCGCUGAAAAAAGUUCGUGAAACUCGUUGGGAGAGUAGACUUUCUAGCUUCGCUGCAGUUCGUUAUCACUACUCUUCAGUUCAUGAUGCCCUUCAGGAAGAAACGAAUAACCCAGUUGCAGCAUCAGAGGCCUUAUCCCUGAUUCAGAUCAUGGAGCAAUUUGAGUUUAUAGUAACAAUAGUGGCUUGGUAUGAUAUAUUGUUUCAAGUAAACAUUUUAAGCAAGGCUAUGCAGUCUGAAACUAUGGAUUUACCAAACGCUACGCAAUUGCUGAAGAACUGCUAUGAAUUUGUAAAAGAGUACCGGCGUUAUUCAUCUGCUGUAAUAACAGCUAGGGAAAUCGCUUUUCAGGCUAGGAUACGUCUUAUUUUUAAGUCAAUCCGAUCCCGAAAAAAGAAGAGAUUAUUUAAAUACGAGGCCGUAGGUGCGACACCAACAGAUCCUGAAGAAUUGUUUAAAAUAAACGUCUUUUACCCUAUGAUCGAUACAAUUGAGAAUGCGUUGGUCACUCGAUUUACACAACUAUUCAAAUUUAAUGAUACAUGA